AUGGUGUGCACCGCUGUCGCGACGCCAUUGCGUGAGCUUCGGGAAGAGCGGUGGAAGGCGGUCGCAAAGGCUGGUGUUGCAAAGGCUGGGCCGCUGGUGGCCCCAGCUUUUGACGCGACCAAGACCAGCGAGCGGCGGACAGAACUACAUGAGAUUAACGAGGACGGCUCCGGCGGCGAAUUCAACGCCGACGUGUCACGAAUGCGGAGGGCAGCCCUGCGGCUGAUCGCGGCCAUGAGGCUCGGGGGGGAGGACUUUGAUGUGGAGCGGGCCCGGCGCAUCCUCUUGAGCGUGCACCUCCGGGACGAGCUCUUGCGCCACCUGCCUGCCCCGCUCUCUAUCCGCGAGUGGACGCGAAUCUUCACGACCGAGGACGACGGCGCCCUAUCCAACGCGUACCGAAUGUGCCAGCAGCGGCCUGGGCCGACCAUCCUCCUCGUGAUGGACUCCAAAGGCUACACCUUCGGCGCGUUCCUCUCACAGCCUCUGCAGGUCCAGGCGCGCCUCGCCUACUUCGGCACGGACGACGCUGUGCAGCCCCUUCGCUCGGCUGCAUGUGAGCUCCCUGAGGCCUGUCCGGGCCAAACUAUAGGGACGGGCGAGACCUUCCUCUUUCGCGCGUACCCGACAGUCGAGGUGUACCGCUGGUCGAGAGUCAACAGCCACUACAUCAUGGCGGCGCGCGACUCACUCGGCCUGGGAGGUGGAGGCAUGUUUGGGCUCUGGCUGGACACGAAUCUGGCAUACGGAUCGAGCAACACCAGCUCUACCUUUGGCAAUCCGUGCCUCGCCUCGUCCGAAGAUUUUGAGAUUGUUGCCGUCGAGAUCUGGGGGUUUGUAUGA
Messenger RNA from Emiliania huxleyi CCMP1516, 843 nucleotides. RefSeq lists its product as hypothetical. The coding region runs from base 1 to 843 and encodes 280 amino acids. The record is from RefSeq and is a predicted model, not a curated record. The transcript is spliced from 3 exons. NCBI's taxonomy places the organism in Eukaryota, Haptophyta, Isochrysidales, Noelaerhabdaceae.